AUGUCAGGAGCUAGUAGACUUAAUCCUGAAGACGAGAGGAUCCUCCGGAGGAUAAGGAGAGCAGAAAGAGGAAAGGGGAUAUUCGGUGAAGAGGAAUCAGAGGGAGAGGACCAAGUCAUGGAGGACAAUCUGCACAUUCCUCCUGGAGGGGUCUGCAACAAUGAUGGACCACCUAGAAGGGUGCUAUCUUCUUACACCAUCCCUGAUCCAAAACAUUGUGGGAGCAGUAUUGCUACUCCAACUGUUCAGGCCAAUAACUUUGAGUUAAAACCCCAACUCAUCACUUUGGUACAAAACAACUGCUCCUAUGGAGGGGGACCUCUUGAAGACCCAAAUCAACAUCUGUUUGUUUUUCUAAGGAUAUGCAAUACAGUGAAGACCAAUAGAGUACACCCAGACGUCUACAAACUGCUGCUAUUUCCAUUCUCUUUGAGGGACAAGGCCACUCAAUGGCUAGAGUCAUUCCCCAAGGAAAGCCUCAAUGAUUGGAAUGAAGUGAUGAGCAGAUUUUUAGCAAAGUUCUACCCACCUCAAAAGAUCAUCAAGUUGAAGACAGAGGUUCAGACUUUUAGGCAAAUGGACGGGGAGUCGUUAUAUGAGGCCUGGGAAAGGUAUAAGGCACUAAUGAGAAGAUGCCCACCUAACAUGUUUAGUGAUUGGGUCAAACUCCAAAACUUCUAUGAAGGCUUAAAUCCAGAAGCAAGGAAAGGACUAGAUUACUCAUCAGGAGGAUCACUCAACAUGAUGAAGACCGCAGAAGAGGCUCAAGACCUCAUUGAGAUUGUGGCAAACAAUCAGUACUAUUACUCAUCAGAGAGGCAACAUAACCCAGCCCCAAAGAAAGGCGUGAUGGAGCUUGAAGGUAUUGACGCUAUCUUGGCACAAAAUAAGUUAAUACACCAACAGAUUCAGCAACAAAUGGAAAUGAUAACAAAGAGAAUGGAUGGCCUCCAACUAGCAUCAGCGAACACAACAAAUCAAUCAUCACUGGAAUGGGGCCAAGGUGAAGGGACCACUAUUGAACAGCCACAAGAACAAGUUCAGUACAUGCAGAAUACUUCAAAUUCUCAGGAUGAAUUUCAUGGUGAUACAUACAACCCAUCCUGGAAAAAUCAUCCCAAUCUGAAGUAG
Arachis duranensis is the source of this 1131-nucleotide messenger RNA. RefSeq lists its product as uncharacterized. The record is from RefSeq and is a predicted model, not a curated record. The transcript has a single exon. The coding region runs from base 1 to 1131 and encodes 376 amino acids. Lineage: Eukaryota; Viridiplantae; Streptophyta; Magnoliopsida; Fabales; Fabaceae.